Messenger RNA from Tupaia belangeri chinensis (Chinese tree shrew), 3703 nucleotides. RefSeq names its product nucleoporin 133 (gene NUP133). NCBI's taxonomy places the organism in Eukaryota, Metazoa, Chordata, Mammalia, Scandentia, Tupaiidae. Gene Ontology annotation, biological process: poly(A)+ mRNA export from nucleus; protein import into nucleus; transcription-dependent tethering of RNA polymerase II gene DNA at nuclear periphery. Bases 98 to 3568 code for a protein of 1156 amino acids. Gene Ontology annotation, molecular function: structural constituent of nuclear pore; protein binding. Gene Ontology annotation, cellular component: nuclear pore outer ring. The transcript has 26 exons. The record is from RefSeq and is a predicted model, not a curated record.
UCGCCCUCCUGUCCCUUGGGUGUUCGAUCUCUGCGCGGGCCGCAGUUCAGCUCCACUGCUGGGAGCCGCGAGUUCCCUGUCGCCGCUCGCCCUGGCCAUGUUCCCCGCCGUGCCUUCUCCGCGGACCCCGGGUCCCGGCUCCCGCAGGGGCCUGCUGGCCGGAGUCGGGCCGGGCUCCACGCCUCGGGCGGCCAGCAGGAAGGGUCUGUCCCUGGGGUCUGCAGUCAGCUCCCCGGCGCUUUUCUCGCGCGUCGGCCGGCGGAGCUCGCUGAGUUCGCGGAACACAAAAAAAAAUACACGACCAUUCCCACACCACUCCAUAACUGAUUCUAUGAACUAUGACGUGAAGACGUUUGGAUCUUCUCUGCCUGUUAAAGUCAUGGAAGCCCUAACAUUGGCUGAAGUUGAUGACCAGCUCACCGUUCGCAUAGAUGAAGGUGGAUGGGCCUGUCUGGUCUGCGGAGAGAAGCUGAUUGUCUGGAAGAUUGCUUUGUCACCUGUUACCAAGUUAUCUGUGUGCAAGGAGCUUCAGCUGCCACCCAGUGACUUCCAUGGGAGUGCUGACCUGGUGGCGCUCGCAUACUCUGCUACUCCAGGGGAAGUGCAUUCUACUCAGGCUGUUGCUGUCAUGGUGGCCACCAGAGAAGGAUCCAUCCGCUAUUGGCCAAGCCUUGCUGCUGAAGAUACCUACACAGAGACUUGCGUAGACUUGGGAGGUGAGAAGACCUCCAGUUUCCUAACGGCAGUGCAGGGAGGAAGCUUCAUUUUGUCCUCGGCGGGCUGCCAGCUGGUUCGGUUGAUGCCUGAAAGCUCAGGAAAGGUUCUUCAGCAUGCUCUGCCUCAAGGGCAAGGCAUGCUUUCAGGAAUUGGUCGGAGGGUCUCUUCUCUGUUUGGAAUUUUGUCCUCUAGUAGUGAUCUCAUGCUUUCAAGUGUUCUUUGGGAUAGAGAGAGAUCAAGCUUUUAUAGCCUGACAAGUUCAAACAUCAGUAGAUGGGAAUUAGAUGAGUCUUCGGAAAAGCAAGCACAUAAUUUGGAUGUAAACAGAGUCUUGAAGGAACAGAUUACCGAUGCCAUUUGGGGUUCUGAAAGUAACUAUGAAGCUAUUAAAGAAGGGGUCAAUAUUCGAUAUUUGGACUUGAAGCAAAACUGUGACGGGCUCCUGGUUUUGGCAGCAGCGUGGCACCCUGCAGACAGUCCCUGUCUUGUCUACUACUCCCUGGUAACAGUGGAAGGGAGCGGCCACCCACUGUCAGAUGCAGUUACUGUAGAAGUCACUCAGUAUAACCCACCUUUUCAGUCUGAAGAUCUGAUUCUGUGUCGAUUGAUGGUCCCAAACUUUUCAAACCAGGCUGCUUACCUGUAUACCGAGAGUGCUGUCUAUGUGUGCUCCCCAGGGACUGGGAGGUUUUCUCUUCCUCAGGAGAAAAUCGUCUUCAACACACAAGGGGAUAGUAUUUUAGGCGCUGGUUCCUGUGGCGGCGUUCCUAUCUUUUUUUCUAGAAACAGUGGACUAGUGUCCAUUACUUCGAGAGAAAAUGUCUCCCUAUUAGCAGAAGACCUGGAAGAGUCCUUGGCGUCUUCAGUUGCUGGACCAAGCAAUGAGAGUGUGGUUUUUGAGACGUCUACCAAGAAUGAAACCAUAGCACAGGAAGAUAAAACCAAGUUGCUAAAAGCGGCUUUUCUGCAGUACUGCAGAAAAGAUGUAGGUCAUGCUCAAAUGAUGGUGGAUGAGCUCUUCUCCUCUCCCUCGGAUACGGACUCUGAGCUGGACAGAGCCGUUACCCAGAUCAGCUUGGACCUGGUGGACGACUACCCGGCUUCCGACCCGAGGUGGGCCGAGUCAGUCCCUGAGGAAGCGCCUGGGUUCAGCACCACGUCGCUGAUCGUCCUCCACCAGCUGGAGGACAAGAUGAAGGCCCACGCUUUCCUCAUGGACUUCAUUCACCAGGUUGGCUUGUUUGGACGCCUGGGUGCCUUCCCCGUCAGAGGGCUGCCGAUGGCCACCCGCCUGCUGCUCUGUGAGCAUGCUGAGAAGUUGUCAGCCGCCAUCGUGCUCAAGAACCACCAUUCCCGGCUCCCCGACCUCGUGAACACGGCCAUCUCCAUUGCCCUGAACAAGAGGGAGUGUGAGAUCCCGUCCAGCCUGACUCCAGCGGACGUCUUCUUCAGAGAGGUGUCCCAAGUAGACACCAUCUGUGAAUGUUUACUGGAUUAUGAGGAGCAGGUCCUGCAGGGCUCGUCGUUGGACUCUGUCGAGUGGGCUGAGGUGGUGAUCGACGUGAACAACGUUCUCAAGGAUAUGCUGCAGGCUGCUGUUCAUUACCGCCAGAACAGGAGCUCUUUGUACCGCAGAGAAGAACCACACGAGAGAGAGCCGGAGUAUAUUCCAUGGACAGCAACAAGUGGGCCUGCUGGCAUCCGAACAGCAAUAGUCCGCCAGCAUGGGCUCGUCCUGAAAGGGGUGUACCCGCAGGCGGACAGCGGCCUCCGGAACACUGUGACGGAGCAGCUGGUCGCGCUGAUCGAUUGCUUCCUGGAUGGCUACGUCUCUCAGCUCAACUCCCUGGACAGAUCCAGUGAUCAUGAGAGAUACACCAGUCUGGAGACGGAGUACCUGCAGAAGAGAUCAGACCUCUUAUCCCCCCUGAUCACGCUAGGCCAGUUUGCAUGGGCCGCUUCUCUAGCAGAGAAGUACUGCGACUUCGAUAUCUUGGUGCAGAUGUGCGAGCUGACUGACAACCAGCCCAGGCUCCAGCGCUACAUGACACAGUUCGCGGACCAGAACUUUUCAGACUUUCUCUUCCGCUGGUAUCUGGAAAAAGGGAAGCGGGGCCGACUGCUAUCUCAGCCCAUCUCUCAGCACGGGGAGCUGGCCACGUUCUUGCAAGCUCAUGAACACCUCAGCUGGUUACAUGAAAUUAACAGCCAGGAACUAGAAAAGGCUCAUGCCACCCUUCUGGGUUUGGCAAAUACGGAAACUCGUUACUUUGCAAAGAAGAAAACCCUUCUUGGUUUGAGUAAAUUGGCUGCAUUAGCUUCAGACUUUUCAGAGGAUAUACUGCAAGAAAAAAUUGAAGAGAUGGCUGAGCAGGAGCGCUUCCUGCUGCACCAGGAGACGCUGCCCGAACAGCUGCUGGCCGAGAGAGAGCUGAACCUCGGAGCCAUGCCCGUGUUGACCGCACCGCAGCUCAUUGGCCUGUAUAUCUGUGACGAGAAUCGAAGAGCUAAUGAGUAUGAUUUCAAGAAAGCUCUGGACCUGCUGGAGUAUAUUGAUGAAGAGGAAGAUGUAAAUAUAAAUGAUCUGAAGCUGGAGAUCCUUUGUAAAGCUCUUCAGAGAGAUAACUGGUCCAGUUCAGAUGGUAAAGACGAUCCAAUCGAAGUAUCUAAAGACAGUAUAUUUGUGAAAAUCUUACAGAAACUUCUGAAAGAUGGCAUUCGGCUCGGCGAGUACUUACCGGAGGUGAAGGACCUCCUGCAAGCAGACCAGCUUGGGAGCUUGAAGUCCAAUCCUUACUUUGAGUUUAUUUUGAAAGCAAAUUAUGAAUAUUAUGUCCAAGGGCAGAUAUAACUUUCUAAAAAUGGUCAUUGUAUCUAAAGUUCGUGUAAGUACACACUUUAACAAUGAGAAGUUUGUACAGUUUCUAACAUGUAUAGCUGACUUUUUAUACUUUGGAAGCUAAGAUAAAGUCAUUAUGUAACAUAA